AGUGAUGGAGGAGAGAAGAUGGCGGAAGCGGAAUUUAAAGACCACAGUACAACAAUGGAUAAUGAACCAAACCCUGGAGCAUCUUCUGUGUCGACAACAACCAGUAGCACAACAACCACCACCAUCACCACUUCCUCUUCUCGAAUGCAGCAACCACAGAUUUCUGUCUACAGCGGUUCAGACCGACAUGCUGUACAGGUAAUUCAACAGGCAUUGCAUCGCCCCCCCAGCUCAGCUGCUCAGUAUCUUCAGCAAAUGUAUGCAGCUCAACAGCAGCACUUGAUGCUACACACUGCAGCUCUUCAGCAGCAGCAUUUAAGCAGUUCCCAGCUCCAGAGCCUUGCUGCUGUUCAGGCAAGUUUAUCCAGUGGAAGACCAUCUACGUCCCCCACAGGAAGUGUCACACAACAGUCAAGUAUGUCCCAGACAUCUAUCAACCUCUCCACUUCUCCUACACCUGCACAGUUAAUAAGCCGUUCCCAGGCUUCCAGUUCUACCAGCGGCAGUAUUACCCAACAGACUAUGUUAUUAGGGAGUACCUCCCCUACUCUAACGGCGAGCCAAGCUCAAAUGUAUCUUCGAGCUCAAAUGCUGAUUUUCACACCCGCUACCACUGUGGCUGCUGUACAGUCUGACAUUCCUGUUGUCUCGUCGUCAUCGUCAUCUUCCUGUCAGUCUGCAGCUACUCAGGUUCAGAAUUUAACAUUACGCAGCCAGAAGUUGGGUGUGUUAUCUAGCUCACAGAAUGGUCCACCAAAAAGCACUAGUCAAACUCAGUCAUUGACAAUUUGCCAUAACAAAACAACAGUGACCAGUUCUAAAAUCAGCCAACGAGAUCCUUCUCCAGAAAGUAAUAAGAAAGGAGAAAGUCCAAGUCUGGAAUCACGAAGCACAGCUGUCACCAGGACAUCAAGUAUUCACCAGUUAAUAGCACCAGCUUCAUAUUCUCCAAUUCAGCCUCAUUCUCUAAUAAAACAUCAACAGAUUCCUCUUCAUUCACCACCUCCCAAGGUUUCCCAUCAUCAGCUGAUAUUACAACAACAGCAGCAGAUUCAACCAAUCACACUUCAGAAUCCAACUCAAGAUCCACCCCCAUCCCAGCACUGUAUACCACUCCCAAACCAUGGCCUUCCUCCAGCUCCCAGUAAUGCCCAGUCACAGCAUUGUUCACCAAUUCAAAGCCAUCCCCCUCCUCUAACCGCGUCUCCCAACCAGUCACAGUCAGCACAGCAGUCUGUGGUAGUGUCUCCUCCACCACCUCAUUCACCAAGUCAGUCUCCUACUAUAAUUAUUCAUCCACAAGCACUUAUUCAACCACACCCUCUUGUGUCAUCAGCUCUUCAGCCAGGGACAAAUUUGCAGCAGUCUACUGCUAAUCAGGUACAACCCACAGCACAGUUGAAUCUUCCAUCCCAUCUUCCACUCCCAGCUUCUCCAGUUGUACACAUUGGCCCAGUUCAGCAAUCUGCCUUGGUGUCCCCAGGUCAGCAGAUUGUGUCUCCAGCAUCACACCAGCAAUAUUCAACCCUACAAUCCUCUCCAAUCCCAAUUGCAACCCCUCCACAGAUGUCAGCAUCUCCUCCAGCUCAGAUUCCACCACUGCCCUUGCAGUCUAUGCAGUCUUUACAAGUGCAGCCUGAAAUUCUAUCCCAGGGCCAGGUUUUGGUGCAGAAUGCUUUGGUGUCAGAAGAGGAGCUUCCAGCUGCAGAAGCUUUGGUCCAGUUGCCAUUUCAGACUCUUCCUCCUCCACAGACUGUUGCGGUAAACCUACAAGUACAACCACCAGCACCUGUUGAUCCACCAGUGGUUUAUCAAGUAGAAGAUGUGUGUGAAGAAGAAAUGCCAGAAGAGUCAGAUGAAUGUGUCCGGAUGGAUAGAACCCCACCACCACCCACGUUGUCUCCAGCAGCUAUAACUGUGGGAAGAGGAGAAGAUCUGACUUCUGAACAUCCUUUGUUAGAGGAAGUGGAAUUACCUGCAGUGGCAUCAGUCAGUGCUUCAGUAAUUAAAUCACCAUCAGAUCCUUCACACGUUUCUAUUCCUCCACCUCCACUCUUACUUCCAGCUGCUACCACAAGGAGUAAUAGUACAUCUAUGCCCAGUAGCAUUCCAAACACAGAAAAUAAGCCUCCACAGGCUAUUGUUAAACCACAGAUCUUGACUCAUGUUAUUGAAGGCUUUGUGAUUCAAGAAGGAUUAGAGCCAUUUCCUGUGAGCCGUUCAUCUUUGCUAAUAGAACAACCUGUGAAAAAAAGGCCUCUUUUGGAUAAUCAGGUGAUAAAUUCUGUUUGUGUUCAGCCAGAGAUACAGAAUAAUACAAAGCAUGCAGACAAUUCUUCAGACACAGAGAUGGAAGACAUGAUUGCUGAAGACACAUUAGAAGAAAUGGACAGUGAGUUGCUCAAGUGUGAAUUCUGUGGGAAAAUGGGAUAUGCUAAUGAAUUUUUACGGUCAAAACGAUUCUGCACUAUGUCAUGUGCCAAAAGGUACAAUGUUAGCUGUUCUAAAAAAUUUGCACUUAGUCGUUGGAAUCGUAAACCUGAUAAUCAAAGCCUUGGGCAUCGUGGUCGUCGUCCAAGUGGCCCUGAUGGGGCAGCAAGAGAACAUAUCCUUAGGCAGCUUCCAAUUACUUAUCCAUCUGCAGAAGAAGACUUGGCUUCUCAUGAAGAUUCUGUACCAUCUGCUAUGACAACUCGUUUGCGCAGGCAGAGUGAGCGGGAGAGAGAACGUGAGCUUCGAGAAGUAAGAAUUAGGAAAAUGCCCGAGAACAGUGACUUGUUACCAGUUACACAGACAGAGCCCUCUAUAUGGACAGUUGAUGAUGUCUGGGCCUUCAUCCAUUCUUUACCUGGUUGUCAGGAUAUUGCAGACGAGUUCAGGGCACAAGAGAUUGAUGGACAGGCCCUUCUCUUGUUAAAAGAAGACCAUCUCAUGAGUGCAAUGAAUAUCAAGCUAGGCCCAGCCCUGAAGAUCUGUGCACGCAUCAACUCUCUGAAGGAAUCUUAACAAGAACAAUAAGGCUUUGAUAUAACACCAGUUUUACUCUUUUUAAACAGACUUGUAAGGUAAAGGCCUAAGUUGGCCUAGAAUAUUACACUUAUGAUAGAUGGCCAAGCACACUGGGAACUCCACAUCAAGUGUUGACAUUUCUUCUACAAUAUAAUUAUUCAUCAUACAUUUUCAUGAUUAGUCAACAUUGGUAAAAUUGAUUUUACAGGUUACAUGCAACAUUGAAAAAGCUGCUAUAAAGGGCCAUGGUAUUUUUCAAAGAAACAUGUUAUGCUAGAUAAUUUUUAAAAGUGAUGUUUAUCAUUAAUAUAAAGAAUUCUUUUGAAAGUAACUUGAUGAUUUACACUUCUCUUUUGAUUCACUUUUCUCAUACAUUUUUGUACUCUAUUCAUUCUCUAAAGGUUGUCAUAAAGAUAUGGAAUAAUUUAAGAGUCCAAUGAUGGGAUCAUAUGCAUUGAAAUAUCAGUUUGCAUUCUUAAAAAUGUCUUUAACAAAUGCUCUAAGAAAGGAUUGUGUUCUAGCAUAAAUGAUACUGAUCUGGAGGUCAAAAGAGUUGAUUUCUAUUUCAGAUAAUUUGGCUUGCCUGACAAGUUUUCCUCUCAGAGUUUGUACAUUUAGAGCUGUGCCUCUUGAUAGAGAUUGGUUUGCUCUCCAGAGAACAUUUGCCAACAUCUAAAAACAUUUUGAUUGUCAUAGAUCAGAACUGAGUUUGGGUGAGGUUGCUACUGAUGUCUAGUAGGAGGCCAGAGAUGUUACAAAAUUUCUUACAAUGUAUAGAACAGCCCACCACAACAAAGAAUUAUCUAGUAAAAAAUGCCACCAGUGCCAAGGUUGAGCAGCGCUGAUGAGGAAGGAAUAAAAAAUUUUAAUUCUUUCACUCAAAGGAACAUUUUAAACAGAUGGUUCAUAAUGAGGAAACAUGUAAUGGAAGUAUUAUUCAUAUAGCAUUAAUGUUCUGAAGUAUUUUUCCAGUUUAUUAAGCAUAAUAGAAAAAGGAGAUAAAUCCAUAAAAUUGGUCUAUCAAAUAAAGACUAGCUUACAAUUUGGCACUCAGUACUGAUUCAUAUUAGUUAUCUUUCUUAUCUCUGUGCUGCGCACUGAUGAAGGCAUAAUAUAAUUACACUUAAGAACCAGGGCACCAUUUUCUGGCAAGGAAGUUUUGGGUGGAUAUGUGAUUGCACUUUGGAUUUCUUCUAGUAUUGAACAUGCACAUUCCUUUUUCCUUUACUAAAUCUUUGCAUGCUUCCUGCAGAAUACUUACCAAGUGAUUUCUCUUGGAUGAUCAGAUCUAACUUAAAAAAACUAUGAAGCAAAACUUUUUCACUAACUUUUCAGUUAGUUUUCCAUAGAAUUAGGACACUAAAAAUAUUGUGGAGUCCUGACAGCUUUAUAGUCUUGGGUGUCAAAUGUUUUAUUUGAGAAGACUGUGAAAGUUUCUGUCAUUUCCUAUAUCUUAUCUUUUACAUGUGAUUGAAGGAAAAUACAUUGAUAUUUGGCCACGAAGUUCAUUAAAUGAAAACAGAGAGUCCGUGAGUUUCAGUCAUUUCACUGCUGUUUUCAAAAAGAUUGCGUUGAGCUAGUAAAAAACUAAAGAUGUCACAAGACAUCACAGAUAUUUAUCUUUUGGCUUUGUGUACAUUAGAAAAUGUUGAUUAUUUUUAUACAAAAAUAUAGCGGGUAAUUUUUUUAA
Molecule: messenger RNA, 4699 nt
Organism: Urocitellus parryii (Arctic ground squirrel)
Lineage: Eukaryota; Metazoa; Chordata; Mammalia; Rodentia; Sciuridae
Gene: Phc3
Product: polyhomeotic homolog 3
Biological process (GO): negative regulation of DNA-templated transcription
Cellular component (GO): nucleus; PRC1 complex
Molecular function (GO): chromatin binding; histone binding; zinc ion binding
Source: RefSeq, a predicted model, not a curated record